Cucurbita maxima (winter squash) is the source of this 903-nucleotide messenger RNA. RefSeq names its product NDR1/HIN1-like protein 13. The record is from RefSeq and is a predicted model, not a curated record. The transcript has a single exon. NCBI's taxonomy places the organism in Eukaryota, Viridiplantae, Streptophyta, Magnoliopsida, Cucurbitales, Cucurbitaceae. The coding region runs from base 75 to 848 and encodes 257 amino acids. Gene Ontology annotation, cellular component: plasma membrane.
ACCCUUCUUUAAAAUCCCAUUUUGAUUUCACUGAAAUAAAUCCAUCAUCUCCCAAAUUCCCUUCUCCAUCCCCAAUGACGGACAGAGUCCACCCUAACGCCGCCGCCGCUGCCGCUGCCACUAACGGCGCUCCGGCGGCCAAGACCGCUCCAUUUCCAGCCACCAAGUCCCAACUCUACGGCGCUAGCCGCCCUGCUUACCGUCCUCAGCCAUACCACCGCCGACGCCGCAGCCGCAGUUGCUGCUGCUCUGUCUGCCUCUGGUUAUCCCUAAUUCUCAUCCUCCUAAUCUUCCUCCUCGCCGUUGCCUCCGCCGUCGUUUACCUAAUCUACCGCCCUCAGAGGCCGUCCUUCUCCGUCUCCGCCGUGAAACUCUCCCAUUUCAACAUCACUUCCUCUUCACUCCUCAAUUCGAAGUUCGAUCUCAACGUCUCCGCCAGAAACCCUAACAAAAAACUCGUGUUCACUUACAAUCCGGUCUCGAUUUCAAUCUUCUCCAACGAAAUCGAUGUCGGCGACGGAGUAAUUCCUGGAUUUGUGCACAAUACGAAGAACACCACUCUGUUGAAGACCUCGAUUAUCAGCAACCGCCAACAACUCGAUAGCUCGUCGGUGAGCACCUUGAAGAGUAGUAUGAAGAGCAAGAAAGGCUUGCCGUUACAAAUUCAACUCGAUACAAAGGUGAAAUUGAAGAUGGGAGCACUCAAGAGCCCUAAAAUCGGAAUCAGAGUUUCUUGCGACGGAAUCUCGGUAACCGUUCCCACCGGUAAAUCUCCGGCCACCGCCUCAACUUCAGGCGCAAAAUGUAAGGUCGAUCUUAGAGUGAAGAUCUGGAAAUGGACCAUCUAAAAACAGAAGAGAAGAAAAUUUGAAGAACACGAAGAACACAGAAGAAGAAGAAAAA